UCGAGCGACUACUGUACACUUUUAAACUAUGUAUUGACUGCCAGGUCAAAAUGGCUGGUACUGAAAACGAAUUUCAGUUAGCCCAAGAUGGCAAAGGUGGUCUCUGUUUGGGGUGUCGGAGAUUACGAAAUAUACUCGUAUACGACUACGAACGUGUAAGUUUCAUAUCAUGGCUGUCAACGGGGAAAAUACCUCAACACGAUCAACCUCCCACUAUGACUUAUGACAUCAUUGUUAAAAAAAUGAAACAAAGAAGACAACAAAUGGAAUCACGAUUGACACACAACAACUGUGACGGCCAAAGUUUGGCUACAACUAAGGAAUUGACAAUCAUGUGUUAUCAAAAUAGGUUCAAGUGUGCUGUUACAAACUGUGAAAUUGCUUUUCCAAAGUUUAGCGCAAAAAGAUGCCCAUAUUGGUCUCUAACAGUUGAUCACCGUGUCCCAUUAUAUUACAGUAAACGUGAUCCAGAAGCUUGGGGUAUUGAUAAUCUCCAAUUGAUGUCCUACGUCAUAAAUGCAAUUAAAAGCAAUUUGCCUGAUCCAGAGAUUUACAGAUGGUUUAAAAUUUUCUACGAUACCAACUGUACAGAUGAAUAAAACAUUCCAUUGACC
Mucor mucedo is the source of this 614-nucleotide messenger RNA. RefSeq lists its product as uncharacterized. NCBI's taxonomy places the organism in Eukaryota, Fungi, Mucoromycota, Mucoromycetes, Mucorales, Mucoraceae. The coding region runs from base 51 to 599 and encodes 182 amino acids. The transcript has 2 exons. The record is from RefSeq and is a predicted model, not a curated record.